GGUGUCUCUCCGGACCCAGGUCUCCCUAGGCAGCCGGGGACUUCGCUUGCUAACCGCCCCCGGGCUAGGGCCUGCCCGCGUGCUGCCCGCGAAGCACUGCAGCGAGGCGUCCCGCAGGUCUUUGCUGCGAGUUGUGGGCGUCGUCCAGGGACCCUGCCCUGCCGUUCAUUGCACCGCCAGCAGCACCCCAGCAUCGCUGGCACCUGCAGGGUGGAGGGCUCAAAGGUGGAAAUACCCCUAUGGCUAGCAAAAGGAUUGUAUGACAUCAAACGGAGGAUCCUUUCAGUGGAACUGCCUAAGAUUUACAAGGAAAGCUGGCGGACGGUGUUCAGUGCUGAUGCCAAUGUGGUUGACCUUCAUAAAAUGGGGCCAUACUAUUAUGGUUUUGGCUCCCAGCUCUUGAAUUUUGACAAUCCAGAGAAUCCAGAAAUAGCUCAGACUAUACUGCAGACGUUUAUUGGCCGUUUCCGUCGCAUCAUGGACUCCUCCCAGAAUGCCUACAACGAGGACACCUCUGCACUGGUGGCACGGCUGGAUGAGUUGGAGCGAGCCUUGUUUCGAGCUGGCCAGAAGGGGCUGAAUGACUUCCAGUGCUGGGAGAAAGGGCAAGCGUCUCAGAUUACAGCUUCCAGCCUGGUCCAGAAUUAUAGGAAGAGAAAAUUCAUGGACAUGGAUGGCUGAAAGCAUGAAGGACACACAACAGCAACGGGGGACACUGAAAUAGAGGCCAGCCAAUCUUGAGAAGGGACAGACUUUCCUCACAGUUUAACUAAAGUCCUUCUGCUUGCAUUUUCAGAUUGGACUAAAGCAUGUUUUAGAGAGGCAGAACAAGAAUAUAUCACAACGUUAUAUUACAGCAUGCACUUACUGCUCCCAUGGAUUGAUGGCAACAGUUGUGGGCUUCAUGGCUGAAUGGAUAUAAAAGGCUAUGCUGGAAGAGGAUCAUUUAAUAUUUAUUAUUUCUAUCAUCUAAGUAGAUCUGGAAUUGCAAACAGGGAUUCUAAAACUGUAGUUCCAACUCUUUCUCCCCCUCCUCAGAUCACACUUCCCUGCACAUAUUCCAGUGUGCUUACAUGGGAACAUCUGGUUCCAACUGCAUGAGUCUGGAGGACAUCCCAGUAACAUAAGAGUGGUAAAGACUGCUCUGUGAUAUCCCCUUCGCUCUUGCUAUGCCUUAAUGCACCAGUACAAGUGCCUUUUUUUAGGCGUAAGCAUCUACUAUGAACCGAUUCUUUUGCUGCUUCAUUCUUGCAUGUGAUUUUCAGGCUUGUCUUUGGUACCUCCAUAGAGCUGCCUUCUGUGUGUCCACACAGCAGUUAAAGUGGUGCUGUAAUUUCCUGUGCCCUGACUUUACCUCCUGCUGGACUUGAACCAAUGGUCUUGACUUGAACUUCUCCCCUACCACCAGUUCCUGAGCCAUCUGGAAUAAAUUAACCCGAUUGCUAGUUUCAACUAAUGGUGAAGGGACAGAGUGAAUGAAUUGUUUCCUUCCUUCUGAUUUAUUAUUUCCUUUCUGGAAAUGUCAUUUUUACCUUUGGGAGUGAAUAGAUUUAGAACUCGUUAAACAGCACAAGAGUUACUUAUGGAGAUGUCCUUAAAACGUAGCUUCGCCUGUGAGUCCCGUUGUAGGACCCGAGAACAUCCAGAAAUACAUGGUUCCUCUCCAGAAAGCUGCUUAUGGGGCCAUUGGCAUAGUAUUCUUGGGACAAGUAAUUAGAAAUUAUCUGGGUGUUGCUUAGCCUUCCUUGAAAGGAAACCCUUUAAAAAGUAACUAACAAGAGGAGUUUUAUCCUGAGAGGUGUUGAGAAUCCACAGUGCCUGCUGACCUCAUGAAGAGCUGUGGAUGUUCAUCAUACUUGGGCAUCUCUGGGGGAUCAGGCCCAAGAAGUGCUCGGUUUUAUAUGGGCAGCUUGUUUUUGGCCGCAAAUUCUUGGAUGCUUAAUGUAGUUGUUGGCUAAGGGAUCCCACAGGAUGGGCGAGUGGCCAGUCUUUGGGUCUCAGAAGCGAAACCUGUGCCUCUGCAGUUGGUCAGAAAAGGUACGUAGUCUGGGAUAUGACAGCAUCUUCAAUUUGCCACGGUCUCUGAAGUGCACAGAACAACCUGUCCUGUUGCAGGAGACUUCAGUAGCUGCUAGUGGACCAUGAAAAGGGAGUUCGAGCAUGCACGCUAUUAAAUGCCAUUGUGCUAAAUGACAGCAUGCUAGGGAAAUGAUGCAUUUUUAUAAGAAGCUAAUUUUUAGCCUGGAGUUCGUGUAUUUUCUAUUUUGGGAUUUCUGUGCGAAAUAAAUGAGCGUUACACGCUGGUGAAGAACUCUCCAUGCAAAUCUCCAUAAUUGCCCUGCUGCUGAGAGUCCAUUCAGGGCCAGGAGAAAAACAGCCACUCAAAAACCUUAGCCACAGAAUCAGUGAAGUCUCGAUUGGUAGAACCCACUGUGUUCUUCACGCAGAUCCCAAACGCAGGAGUGUCACGCUGAUACACUUCUGUGGGCACAGUGGCAUCUGUCUGACUUGCAGCUCCACCUAGAUCGGGGUGGGCAGUAAUUUUUGCAGGGGAGACACUAACUUUGGUUAUGGUUGUUGGUCAGUUCCGCCCCUCUGGAAGGGGCGGGGCAUCAGGUAGAAGGGGCAGUUCCUUCUAGCAGACAUACAUCCCUGGCAGGGGAGGGAGAUGCCAGCCGCUUAGAACAGAGAAUAACUUCACGCACUCCCCUGCCCCCAGGUCUCUAUUAGCCUGGGGGUAGGGGAGAGGCAGGGUGAACCAUGGGCUAGAUCCGGCCUGCAGGCCGGAUCUUGUCCUCCCGGAUCUAGACAACCCUGGCAUUUGCCACAAGUCAUGUUAGAGGCACUGCUAGGUUGACAGUAGGCUUCAACUUUUGAUUUUGUUUUAAAAAAAAAAAAAAAAAGCUUAUGCAACCCAGUGACAGAAAUUUUACAGUAUUUCUGUUUAGAUUUUUUUUUUUUUUUUUUUUUUAAUUCCAGGGAAACAGAUCUGAUGUUUUGGAUGUAAACAUUUUCUUGUAGCAGGUGCAUCCCAAACAUUGAAGCAUUUUGAUAGUACUCGAGUCAGAAAGUGAAAGUGACUGAUGAUUAUAAUACAGCCUUUAUGUAGUGUUUGUGUUCAAAGCACUUACCAUAUAUUAACUAACAGAUUCUCAUAAUCCCACUGUGAGGAAGGGAAAUAUUAUCCCCAAUUCCCAGAGGAGAAAAUGGAGACUUAAGUGAUGCACCAAAGGUCACAUAGCAAUAUGUUGGCAGAACCAGAUUCUGACUCUUUCUCCAUGCUCUAAUCAUUAGCACGCAGAUGUUCCAAAAUAAGAGCAAAAUAGAUACAAUCUGUUUCCUUUGUUUAAGCUGCAUGAAAUGAAAACAGAAACUAAUCAGCAUCUUGGUUAAAAGUAAUGUUAGGUUUUAAAAACUCAGUUUUAAAGGAGGCAGCAUUGACUCGAAAUCUAGUCUGUUUCCCAAACAACAUGAGCUCUCUAAAUACCCUUACCAAUUUUUGUAGCUACACAAUCACUUAAAAAAAAAAAAGGGGGUGUUUCAAAGACAU
Pelodiscus sinensis (Chinese soft-shelled turtle) is the source of this 3550-nucleotide messenger RNA. The record is from RefSeq and is a predicted model, not a curated record. NCBI's taxonomy places the organism in Eukaryota, Metazoa, Chordata, Testudines, Trionychidae.